GGAGGAGCAAGCGGCGUGUUUCCGGUAAGAACAGGCCAGGGAACAACAGUAACAUUAAAUUUAUAUGCUGACAUAGAGGGCUGUUGUAAAAUAUUUAUUCGGGCACACAGUUUAAAAUUAAUCACGCUUAAUUUAGCUUCCAAUAGGGAGUUGGAAGACGGGGCAGCAUAACCACGGCAAUGGAAACCGAGUUUCGGGAAAUCGAUGAACUCGGGAGUUGGAACGCCAUUUACCAGGACGUCCGUCAGCAGUCCAGUGAGCUGCCGUGCAAAUAUGCCAAACUACCCGAAAACAAAACGAGGAACCGCUACAGAGACGUGAGCCCAUUCGACCACAGCAGAAUUCGGCUGCAGCUAGGAACAAACGACUACAUCAACGCCAGCCUGAUCUCAGUGGAAGAGGCACAGAGAAGUUACAUCCUCACUCAGGGCCCACUGCCAAACACUUGCGGUCACUUCUGGGAGAUGGUGUGGGAGCAGAGGACCCGCGGGGUGGUCAUGCUGAACCGUGUCAUCGAGAAGGGUUCUGUGAAGUGUGCUCAGUACUGGCCCCCUCGUGAGGAACGGGAGGCCGUCUUCAAGGACACCAACUUCAAACUGACCUUGAUCUCGGAAGACAUCAAAUCCUACUACACUGUGCGUCAGCUGGAGCUGGAGAAUCUGUCGACUCAGGAAACACGAGAGAUCCUUCAUUUCCACUACACCACCUGGCCCGACUUUGGAGUGCCAGAGUCUCCCGCCUCCUUCCUCAACUUCCUGUUCAAGGUGCGGGAGUCCGGGUGCCUGAACUCGGACCAGGGCCCAGUGGUGGUGCAUUGCAGCGCGGGCAUCGGCCGAUCCGGAACCUUCUGCCUCGUAGACUCCUGCCUCCUGCUGAUGUCCCUCCGGAAGGAGCCAUCGUCCGUGCAGAUCCGGGACCUCCUGCUGGAAAUGCGGCGGUACCGCAUGGGCCUGAUCCAGACCGCCGACCAGCUCCGCUUUUCCUACCUCGCCGUCAUCGAAGGGGCCAAGUGCAUUAUGGGAGACGCGUCCGUGCAGGAGUCAUGGAAGGAGCUCUCAAAUGAGGAGGACAUCCCUCCAGACUUCUUGCCACCUCCCCCGCAAAGACCUGUCAAAGACCCUCAAAACGGGACGGAGAAGCCCUCCCCGUUCUUUCCAGGAGGAGACAACCCCGAGGAGGUCAUUGAGAGGUCGCACAAUGACAUCCAUACUCACAGUUUACCCCCGGAGCCUGGGCCGCGCAGGAGGGCGGGGCCCGGCGGGGCCGCUCCCAGCGAGCCCUCUGACGGACACGCGGACCAGAGGGCUGAGGCCGCCGCCGAGCUGGCCGCGGAACAGGUGGAGAACCCCAACGCUGGGGCCUGGACACCUCUGCUGGCCAACGUGUGCCUGUGCACCACUCUGGCCCUGAGUGCCUACGUCUGUUACCGGGCCUGUUUCCACUGAUCCACCAGAUGGAUCAGACCAGAUCUCUCUCUCUCACUCUCUCUUUCUCUCUCACUCUCACUCUCUCUUUCUCUAUGUCUCUCUCUCUCUCUCUCUCUCUCUCUCUCUCUCUCUCUGUCUCUCUCUCUCUCUCUCUCUCUCUCUCUCUCUCUCGUUCCGUACCCGCGCGUGACCCCGGGGGUCGGCCGGGCCCCGUCCGUUUGACGAGGUGGGAGGGUGGGCGCGCAGCAGCUGGAAGCGAGAGAGGGGGCGCUGUCUGGUGCUCAAAUUCAUUCCUCUUUGUAAAAGGCAGACUGGGGAGAGUGGAGCUCCCCUCUGGCAUACAGUACCGCUCCCCCACAAACUGUCCCGUUUUCAGCUCAGGGCCUCGAUAUCAGGUGUCCCAACCCAACAGUAAAACCGGCAUCAUUUCUUCUGCCACCUAAGGGUAACUAAGUGUGCACGUGUGUGUGCGCGCAUGCGUGUCUAUAAGUAUGUAUACACAUACAUAUGCGUACAUGCAUACACAUGUAUUUGUGUAUACAUGCAUACAUAGCUCCAAACAUGUUUGUGUGUAUAUAUUAUAUAUGCAGUAUAUAUAUACGUGUUUGUGUGUGCAUGCAUAUGCGUCCAUACAUCUUGCCAUUUCUCACAAUUUCCACACACACACACACACACACACACACACACACACACACACACACAGUGCAUCACUCUGCUACUGUUACUGAAAAGCAUUCUUCCAUACUUCGAUGUCAGACUUUCCAAAUAUUUUCUGCUCAUAUGUUUUUUUUUUCUUUUGAAAUGUUUCCUCCUAGUCAGCAGCAUGGGGGGGGUUAGAAGGUGUAUGUUCAGCUGGACCAGUCUGAGCCUGUAGAAAGGCAAGAAAACCAAACUCAUAUAUUUUUUUGUCUCCACGCUUUUCCUGAAGCGGGGGGAAUCCUACCAGGGAAUAAGCUGGGGCCAGGGAAGGGGGGGGGGGGGGUUGUCUUGGCAGAGGCCCACCUGGGGGCGCACUAGCAAACUGAGCAAAGCGUGUCAGGGCUGUAACCGGUAUUGGAAUUCUGCUUGUUCCCUUGGGGCCGGGGUGAGGAACAUCAUCUCCCUGGGUGCAGUGCUUCAUACUUUCUGAUCACCUUUCCCUUUCUUGUUUGCUCGCCCCAAACGUUUCAUGCGUACGCGAAAAGCAUGCGGUCCGGGGCAUCCUGCAAAGGGUGGGGGGAGGCGGGGGCGGGUUUGACAGUAUUCCAGCGUGUUUAUAGAGACCCCUGCUGUUUAUUCCAGCUGGGGGAUAUUGCACAUGCACUUGGUCUUUUUUAGCAGUUCCAUCAAAUUUUCAAAAAAAAAACAAAAAAAAAUACAAAAAACAAAAACUUGAAUGAUUGUAUUUUAGUUCUAAAUUUUCAGUUGAUUAAAUGCAGUAGCUUGCCAUCCUUUUGUCUUCAAGCAAUCUUUGGUUUUCAUGCACCAGAUAGUUGUUUUUUUGUUUGUUUUUUUUACUCCGAUUCUCAAACGUUUCCUCGUCCGAAAGCGGGAGGGGACAGAAAAAGGUGUUCGGAGACGGAGACGGAGACCUCUUAUCCAUGCUGUAUCCCAGGAUAAGUUUCUCAAAAGACGCUUUACUUGCUUUGGAGCAAAGUGGAAAGGAAAGAACGGACAACGUCCUGGACGGAUGUCGCGGAGAGAACCGGGGAAGGCCGCGCGAACGCACAAUGCCGCCAGCUCAGCUCGGACUGUCCCCCCCGCGGGCCCGCGCGCCCCUGCCUUGGCCAGCAAUAGGAACGCAGCUUUGCCCUUUACACGGCCCUUCGCAGAGCCAGGCCUGUGCUGCCAGUCGGGGCAGAAGUCCGAGAGAGUGUGACCCACCAAAUAUAAGAAAUAAAGGAAGAGAUAAAAAGCGACUAAAACCAAACACCAGCGUUGGGGAGAAGCGAGGGAGUACCAGUCCACUCAGUGGGACGCUGUUGGCUUGGCUAGCGCAGCGAUUUUUUUACAAAGACAAAGAAGACCUGCAGUCACAGCAACUUUUUACAAUAAAACUAAACGGGAGGGGCUCGUUCAGUACCGUAGUUAUUCAGCUUUUAGUUUUUUUUCAAUAAAAAAUACAAA
Molecule: messenger RNA, 3533 nt
Organism: Conger conger (European conger)
Lineage: Eukaryota; Metazoa; Chordata; Actinopteri; Anguilliformes; Congridae
Gene: ptpn1
Product: protein tyrosine phosphatase non-receptor type 1
Exons: 9
Coding region: 180-1445 (421 amino acids)
Biological process (GO): protein dephosphorylation
Molecular function (GO): protein tyrosine phosphatase activity
Source: RefSeq, a predicted model, not a curated record